Molecule: messenger RNA, 250 nt
Organism: Meloidogyne enterolobii
Lineage: Eukaryota; Metazoa; Nematoda; Chromadorea; Rhabditida; Meloidogynidae
Source: the annotation of a GenBank genome assembly
GUAUCAAACUCGAUUCAAAUUAGUAAAAGAAGCUAUAAACAAAGGAUUAAUGCAUGUUUUAUACGCCAAGGAAUUUUGUGCCCGCAUUGAUGAAUUAUACAAAAAAGAAUCUAUUAAAUUUAGUUUAAACGAAUAUUGCAAGAAUUAUGUAGAGGAAAUUGCUAACUUGAUUCUUGAGUACGCUAGUAUUAAAUUUAGCUUGGUUGAAGAAAAAUUGAACAAUGAAAAACGAUUUGUGUUAAUUAAUUAA